Molecule: messenger RNA, 2381 nt
Organism: Heteronotia binoei (common prickly gecko)
Lineage: Eukaryota; Metazoa; Chordata; Lepidosauria; Squamata; Gekkonidae
Gene: TTC14
Product: tetratricopeptide repeat domain 14
Exons: 12
Coding region: 69-2375 (768 amino acids)
Molecular function (GO): nucleic acid binding; protein binding
Source: RefSeq, a predicted model, not a curated record
AUUUCCGGGUCGGGCCAGCAGCAGCAGCGCCGUAUGUGUGAGGGAAGGCGUCGCCGCUGCGGGCGGCGAUGGAGCGGGACUUGCUCCGCCAGGCGCUCGGCUUCCACGGGCCCACGCUCCUGCCCCUCCUGCGGACCGAGCAGCACGACAACCCCGAUUUCCGCGGCCUCCUGCCGCCCGGGGGGGCCGCUCUGGAGACGCUGCCGCCUGCCAGGAAAGAAAGAGGAAUAGAUAAUGUUGAAAUACAGCACUUCAUUGCAAAAAAAGCCGAUCUCCUCUUUUCUCAUUCUUGGAAAACAAAUGUGCCAACGACGACAGAAGCAAAUGAAGAAAAUGAAGAUUAUUACGCUACUAUGCCGCCUUUGGAGCAGUUUAUGGAUAUUCCUGGCACCGAGAGAAGAGAGCUGUUUUUCCGUGAUAUUGAACGUGGGGACAUAGUGAUUGGAAGGAUUAGCUCUAUUCGAGAGUUUGGUUUUUUCAUGGUACUCUUCUGCCUGAGAAGUGGCGUCAUUCGAGAGAUAGCAGAUUUGGAAAUCACCGCUCUUUGUCCACUGAGAGAUGUGCCUUCCCUUAGCAGCCAUGGUGACCCCUUAUCAUAUUAUCAAACCGGUGACCUCAUCCAAGCUGCAAUCAAGGAUAUCGAUCGCUACCAUGAAAAGCUCACUGUAUCGCUGCACAGCUCUGCCCUUUCUCCCAGCCUCGCAAGUACCAAAUUGGGAGUAAUCAGCUCGGAAGACUUGCCUCUACACUAUAGGAGGAGCGUUGAAAUAGCCAGUGGUUUGGAAACGUAUGAAAGGGUUCUGCAUCACUCCUUGGGCUUUGCCAAUCCAGCAGUGGUUGAGUUUCUGGUAGGCAAGCUGGGACUUAGUGAAUCCAGCCCACCGUCCUUAAUGAGAAGACUCCAAAGCAAAAAUUUCAAUGAAGAGGAUUUUGCCCCUGCAUUGAGAAAAAGGCAGUCCGCCUCAUGGGCCUUAAAAUGUGUAAAAAUUGGGGUCGAUUAUUUUAAAGAGGGCCGUCAUGUAGAUGCCAUGAAUGAAUACAACAAGGCCUUGGAGAUAGACGCACAAAACGUUGAAGCCUUAGUAGCCCGUGGGGCCCUAUACGCAACAAAAGGAAGCCUAAAUAAGGCAAUUAAUGAUUUUGAAAUUGCCUUAGAAAACUGUCCCACCCACAGAAACGCAAGGAAAUAUCUCUGUCAAACGCUCGUCGAACGGGGAGGCCAGUUGGAAGAGGAAGAUAAGCUGCUAAAUGCUGAGAGUUACUACAAGAAGGCUUUAAGCAUAGAUGAGACCUUUCAAGAAGCUGAGGAUGCCUUGCUGAAACUUCAUAAGCAGAUGCAGAAAUCUUUGGAAAUGAGGGAGAAACAAGCCGCUAAAGAAGAGAGGCAGAAGGAGAAGAAAAUAGAGACAAGCGUGGAAAAACUGCGUAAGCUCUUAAAAGAAGAAAAAAGGUUGAAGAAGAAAAGAAAGAGGUCAACUUCCUCCUCCUCUUCCUGUGAUUCUUCAUCUGAUGAAUCCACUUCCUCCUCCUCCUCCUCCUCUUCUGAUCACAAAAAGCGCAAGAAAAGGGAUCGGAACCGGUCCGAAUCCUCGCGCAGCUCUAAACACACACCUAGGAGUUCCUUAAAUCAGAGUAGGAAAGACGACUGCUAUUCUCCCCCAGCCAAUACCUCCGCUUCCUUCCUUAAUCAAAAGCACGAAAUGGAGAAACUGCUGGAGAAGCAGGACAGGUUAGCUUAUCAGAAGCUAGAAGGGAGAGACAGAAACCGGUAUCACUGUCUCUUGAGGACUUCCGCUGAGGAUGAGGAAGCUUACGGAGGUAGGUCUGAAGAUUCCAGGGAUUCUUAUAGCAGUUCCAAGGCUCAGGCCAAUAGUAGCAAAACCGAAAAACAGGGUAAGGUAGACAGAAUCCCCUUUGAUAGGAGGGAUAGCGCUGGUUCCCAUCGCAGAAAGUCCGACGACAAGAACAAGGCACACUAUUCGGGAAAGUCAGACAAAGAUGGGGGGAGGAAGGACCAGUACCGGAAACACAGCCCAAGCCAAACGAGGUAUUGCACUUCUCCAGCAGGGUCCGAUUACUCCACCAAGUCGGCUGAACAUUACAGGCAGUACACCAGCCGCUGGAUAAAUGAGUCCAGCCAGUACAGCGCCGACAGCAGCAGACCCCAGUUAGCACAGAGCGAGCGAGAGAGAGAACCUAAGAGCAGGGAAAGAGAUUAUGUCCAAGCCAAAGAGGGAGACGAGGAAGCUGCCCUCAACGGCAGAGAGCAGUCAGGAAGUGGCAGCAGGAAGAACCUGCCUCAGAAUCUCCUCAACAUAUUUAACCAGAUAGCUGAGUAUGAGCGAGAAAAAGGAAGCAAGCAGAAAAACCAGUGAAUUCCU